CCUGAAACCCACGCGACUCCCUCGGUGCAGGGUCAGUUUAUCGUUUGACAGCACUGGAAUACAGUUUACGUAAAGAUCAUAGUAGAAAUUCCUCGUAAAACCUUACGUGCAAGAGAUCGAAGCCGGCAGAACGAUGUGUCGUCCAAGAGUUACUGCAGCCUUGCUCAUGUUCAUUCCUUGUUUGGUUUUCUCCGCGGAGAUUCCGAAUAUCUUACCGGGUGAUGUUGCUCCUUCAUUUGUUCUUCAAGCAAAGGAAGUAAUUCAUAGUACCGACGUACUUCUCAGAUAUGGAGGCAACGAUUCCAACAUCCAAGGACCCAUUGUGUUCCUCGCGUAUACCGACCGCUCAGGAUUCUUAGAUCGUCUUCUAUCCGACCCAGAUUGCUUCAAGACUCUGAUGGAGAACUCCCCUGACAAUACAAAUUACGUGUUUCUUUUUUAUGCGACUUCUUCAUCUUCGAUCAAAGAUGCUGCUGACCAGCUCGCUCGGAGAUUUAAAGAAGCAAUGUAUAACUACUUUUUUCGAUCCAGCAGGUCCCUCGAAUUCUCCCGGGUGAGGAGAUUCCCUACCUUGACCGCGAGAAUGGGAACAUUACUGGAUUUCAGUAACAACUGGCUUUCGCGGGUACAUAUUGCGACAUUUCCUGUAUUUACUCUCGGAAAUUGGAUCCCGCGGGUGCUAUCUCAGUGGUAUUGUUCCGGGCACGGGUGUGGCUUUGCCCAGAUCGUCAUUGAAAAUGAUAAAGGUGAAAUCCACAUGGUGUCAAAGCGUUUAGAUGCACGCUAUGAUUGGCUGCCGUCUCCAGACACGCUCGCAAAAUACGGACAUUUGGAAGUGGCGUUUGUUGGAGAUGCCUGCAAUGCCAGCUCGUUUGUGAAUCCUGUAAAUGGUAAACUUGCCCUCGUUUCAAUGGAGGGCGUCCAAUGUUCAUACUUUACAAAGGUACAAAACUCUGAGAAAAAUGGCGCUCUUGGUGUCCUGGUGUUUCCUGAACCGAACCAGGCUUUGCUAGACAUGAACUGUAACGGCUCAGAAUGUAACACACAGCUCAACAUCCCAGCAUCCAUGAUUCCACAUAGCAUUGGGUUUAAUUUGAGCAAGGGCAGUGGUAUUUACGUCCGUUUCCAGACAACGCCCUCAGACACAUUUGUAUUUGGAAUUGACGGGGAGGGCAAAGUGGAGGAAACCGGUUGGUUUUUGUAUCCGUCCACGCUCUUCAUGGCCUAUCAGGCCCAGUGGUUUAAUUAUAAAACGCAGUUGUUAAAGAACUUGACAACGGGAGAUGCGAUGGUAAUCAACGUGUUCAACCACAGUGUGAUGCAGGGAGAGAAAGGGGUUAGCGGUACUGUUCAUCUGCCUUCUUUGAAUGACCUCCAGAGGUACGAACACGUGGAAUUGGACUUUGCUUUAUCGUGCCCAGGCUCCAGAGACGAAACUUGCGCCAGAUGGGAUCACGUAAUACAGCUGUACGUUUGCUGUAACUCUACAAGUGAGCUAUGUGGCCUGGAACUAGGCAGAUGGAUAACACCCUUUAGACGACGUAUUGGACGCUGGUUAACGCCAGUGAAGCCGCUGAUUCCUCUGCUACAAUCCGCGGACUCCGGCUCAACCAACACUUGUAACUUUACAAUGAAAACAGUUCCCUGGGCAAUGGCGUGGGUUCCAACACUCAACAUCAGACUUGUUGGCAAAAUACAAGUAUUAAACAAGUAUGAGACAUUUCGCUCGAGAGAGAAGACUCUUGUUCCAGUAGAGGUUAUACCACUCUUCAGGGGAGGAACAUUUGACAAGAACUACAACACCAAAUACAGACCCUUUACUUUUGCUCCUCCACAAGGAACUGACAAAGUAAAGCUUGUCGCAACCAUAACAGGCCAUGGCAGUGAUAAUAACAACUGCGCCGAGUUCUGCGUCACAUCGCAUCAUUUUGUUGUCAACAACAAACAUAACUAUACCCGUGUGUUCAAAAACGCCGGCACCGCCCUAGGGUGUGCUGACCGCGUGCCAGAGGGAGUGGUACCAAAUGAGCAUGGCACGUGGCUGUAUGGGCGGGACGGUUGGUGUGAUGGCCAGGAGGUAGUACCCUGGGUCGUGGAUAUAACAAGUGCACUUACAACUCCUGAAAAUCAGAUCAAGUACUUUGGUUGGUUUAACAAUACUGAUCCCAAUCCAACACGUGACCCUGGUGAUAUCAUCAUGUACUCUUAUUUAGUGUACUACAAGUACUUAGCCCCGGAGCCGGACCUCCCUCGGCCAACCACACGAGUAGGAUCUGGAUACGACAUAAACAAAUAGUUUGACCUUUGAAUGACAUUCGAGCCGCAUACUCUGAUACAUGUUACGGCUGGUAAUAUUUUCACUCGUAACAAAAUGCGAAAUAAAAAUUUCAAAAGAAGGCGGGGACCGGCAGCCCCUCAACUCCGAAGAUUGUUCUAUUCUGAUCCAUUUACCCGGCAAUUUGGCUAUUAAUAUACAUGGCUGUAGAGGACGAAUAGCCUUGCAGCGAAGCGACAAGGGCCGAGAGAAGUGUUUGCAUAGCCUUCUGAAAAAUUCUUUGUUCUCAUUGGCUAAAUCGAGCGUAUUCAAGGCCCCUAGUACGGAAUAUUUGCGUGUAGAUGACUUCUCUCCUCCUUUAUGGCAAUAUUAGGGUCUUUUCGCAAACCACGACGACGACGGUAACGAGGACCUUGUAAAACAAAAUAUCUAAUGAUCAAAACAAUAGCUUAGCAUGUGCAUUUCAAUCCUCUGCAAAACAACUACGUGAAAUCACCAAAAUUUGCGUAGCCUGAGAGCGGAAACCCGAGGGUAAAUCAUUAGUCUCCAUUUUGAACUCAACGCCGCUCACAUUUGUUAUGCUGAAUUAAAGGUGUAGCGCUGUAAGAGACGGUAAACACGUGCAACCAUUUGCAAAAUUCUGACUUAAAAUUUAACAUUUUUUUUUUCUUUUGAUGUCUACCUCAGCGUUGCCGUCCUGGCUGCUUAAUAUCCCUAAUUUUUUUGUCUCACGUUUGUAAAUAAGAACCAUAAUGAACUCAAAAUGUGCCAUAUUCCUAUGUCUAUUUUACUAAUUUCGUCCACAAUUUUUGUACCUUGGUGAACAUUGAAGAAAGCAGUGUUUCCUUGCCAGCUUUACUGUUAAUUAUAAUGGUUGCAAAAUCUGUUUCGGUUUGAAAUAAGUGAUUUCACAAAAUACAGACCGAAUUAGACCAUACUAAGUCUUGUCACCAGUUAUUUUUGACCGAUGAAUAUUCUGAGUGCAACAGACAUAUGUAUUAAAAGAACAGCUCGUAGUUCCAAUUUCUCUAAUCCAGUUAAGGCAUUUUCUGACGCUGAGAAUUCCUCCAUUUCGGAAAAAUCUACAAUUUAUCAUGGUAAGUUGUUGUUGCUUUGGUUACUGUAAUGAAUGCAUGAUUGGUGACUUUGCAUUCGAGUUUGCAUAAAUGAUUGGCUAUGCAACUGUCAAGAUACAGCAAACUGUCUAUCUAAACUUCCGAUGAGACUCUUCCUUAACAACUCUAUAGAAUAAUAAGUGAAAAAUAAAGCAAUUCAUCAUCUGCAUGUUAAACAAAACAAUAA
This is a messenger RNA of Pocillopora verrucosa, 3577 nucleotides long. RefSeq lists its product as uncharacterized. The record is from RefSeq and is a predicted model, not a curated record. Lineage: Eukaryota; Metazoa; Cnidaria; Anthozoa; Scleractinia; Pocilloporidae. Gene Ontology annotation, molecular function: oxidoreductase activity, acting on paired donors, with incorporation or reduction of molecular oxygen, reduced ascorbate as one donor, and incorporation of one atom of oxygen.